Molecule: messenger RNA, 1788 nt
Organism: Emys orbicularis (European pond turtle)
Lineage: Eukaryota; Metazoa; Chordata; Testudines; Emydidae
Gene: KCTD19
Product: potassium channel tetramerization domain containing 19
Exons: 13
Coding region: 1-1788 (595 amino acids)
Biological process (GO): protein homooligomerization
Source: RefSeq, a predicted model, not a curated record
AUGUGUUGUCAGAAGAGAGAGCAGCUGGCUCAGAGACUGGAGCAGCCAGCCACAGAGAGUGAGGGGGCAGAGGCUGCCUUCCUCACAGUGCCCUGCCCGCGUGGCCAGAAGGAACCAGAGACAGUUAAUGAAUCCACAGAAGAGGACUCAAUUCAUUUUAAUGUUGGCGGCUGGCAUUUCUCUAUUCCGAAAAGUAAAAUUGCUCAGUUUCCAGAAUCCCUGCUUUGGAAAGAAUCUUCUGCCCUGGUUCCAUCUGAAAACCCAAGACUAUUCAUCGACAGAGAUGGAUUCACAUUUAGACACAUCCAUUAUUAUCUACAUACCUCAAAGUUGUCUUUUUCCAGCUGUGCUGAAUUGAAUUUGUUGUAUGAACAAGCAUUAAUUUUGAAGCUGACACCUUUAUUGCAGACUUUAGACAAUUUGAAGGAAGGGAAACAUAAUCUGCGUGUGCGACCUGCAGAUAUACCAAUAGCUGAAAGAGCAUCCAUGAAUUACUGGAGAACGCAAAAAUGUAUCAGCAAGCCAUCAGAGUUUCCUAUCAAAAGCCCAGCAUUUACAGGAUUACAUGAUAAAGCUCCCUUGGGGCUGAUGGAUACACCAUUACUUGAUACAGAAGAGGAAGUGCAUUACUGUUUUCUGCCAUUAGACUUGGUGGGAAAGUACCCUACUUUAGUCAAUGAUGAUAAUUUACUGUGGCUCCUGGAGAAUGCAGCUCUGAUAGAAUGUGAAUGCAGUGAAUUCCGUUUCAUAGUAAAUUUUCUUCGCUCAGAGAAGAUUUUGUUGCCUGAUAAUUUCUCCAACAUAGAUGUUUUGGAAGCAGAAGUUGUAACUUUGGGAAUUCCUAACCUUACCGAUGCAGUGAAGCUUUAUAGGGGAAAUUGCUCUAUGCUGACCUCUAACCUUGAAGAUUCUGUGAAGGGUAUAGUAAACAAGAUGCUGGAAGUUCAGGAAGUUGUGAGGCCCCCCUUGUAUGUUAUGGCACUUGGUGUCUUAGUAAAAUACCCUGAUUCAGCACUUGGACAGCUCCAUAUAGAAAGUACUUUAGACCGAAACCAGCUGUACAUCUCUGGGAAUGGAGUCCUCUUUCAACAUGUCAAGAACUGGCUAGGAACUUGCCGCCUCCCACUUACUGAAAAUAUGUCUGAAAUCCAUGAACUCUGUGCUUACUUGGACAAAAGGGACAUCACAUAUGAACCAAUGAAAGAUGCUUUGAAAUCAUAUCUGAAACAAAAGAUACCCGCAGAGACGAAGGGACACAAUGAAGACUGGACAGCAGAAGUAAGAGUCUACUCCCUGCAUCAGAUUGUGAAAAUUUAUGUGGGAAGCCAUUGGUAUGAAACAUACUUACAAACCUUGCUGAAGUGUCCAGAGCUCCUGUCAAACUGCAAAAAAGUUUAUUGGAUUACAUAUGGUCAGAGUCUCCUAAUCCAUGGAGAUGGGCAAAUAUUUCGACACAUUCUCAACUUCCUUAGACUUGGCAAGCUGUUUUUACCAUCUGAAUUUAAAGAAUGGUCUCUAUUUUGUCAAGAAGCAGAGGAGUACAGAAUUCCUUCUCUUUUUGAAGCACUUUAUCAGUGUGAUGGAUACAGAUUGUGGGUCAAAAAACAUGAAACUUACGCUGAAGCUGCUUUUCCAUUUAGAAGAUUAAAUAUUGUGACUUGGGAUAAGGAGCAUGAGUUCAGCAAAGACCCAAAAGAAAGUCUCGUCUGGUUGGCAUGCUCUGAGCAUGCCUACUGGAUUGAGCCCCACAGAUCCUCACCCAACCCCUCCCUGGCUAAAGCAGCUUGA